Penicillium macrosclerotiorum is the source of this 219-nucleotide messenger RNA. Its product is annotated as type I iterative polyketide synthase. NCBI's taxonomy places the organism in Eukaryota, Fungi, Ascomycota, Eurotiomycetes, Eurotiales, Aspergillaceae. The transcript has a single exon. The record is from RefSeq and is a predicted model, not a curated record. The coding region runs from base 1 to 219 and encodes 72 amino acids.
AUGAAUCAGAUUCCUGUUUUCGCCGGCUUGGGUUCGGAUGCGCUUUUCUCGGAACGAACUCUGAAGACUGCCGCCGAGGACGCUAAAUCACCAGAAGGCCAGAUUAUAUUACGAGCAUUCCAUGGCAUAUUUGUGAAAGAGAUCACAUCCAUCAUUCAGAGCCAGCGGCUCCCUCAGAUAUCAAGCUGGAAGACUUUGUGGAGCCGGAAAGCCUCAUAA